Messenger RNA from Rhopalosiphum maidis (corn leaf aphid), 2543 nucleotides. RefSeq names its product dual specificity protein kinase CLK2-like. Gene Ontology annotation, molecular function: protein kinase activity; ATP binding. Lineage: Eukaryota; Metazoa; Arthropoda; Insecta; Hemiptera; Aphididae. The transcript is spliced from 10 exons. Gene Ontology annotation, cellular component: nucleus. The record is from RefSeq and is a predicted model, not a curated record. The coding region runs from base 428 to 2206 and encodes 592 amino acids. Gene Ontology annotation, biological process: protein phosphorylation.
UAAAUUCAUCUUUGGAAUUUUUUUUUAAAUAUUUACAGUAUGCUUUAAUUUAAGACGCUGUUUAUUCAAUAACAAAAAAAAUUAUUUUUUUUAAGGCCACUAGUCAUUAAUACUUAAAUAUUUUUAUUUGUGGGGGAAGAAAAAAAUAAAAUUUUGUCAACAAAGCUUGUGACGUGUGGCCCACGUUUCACUUGUACAGAAGAGGUCGGGAUUUUUUUCUACACUGUCCGGUUGACACAGAAAUAGAUUUUUUGGAAGAUUGCCUCAAUCUGCGAGGGCCGCUUCAUGUAUGCCAGGUCCACAAUACAGUUGACCAACAGUUUUCCGAACCAGGGCCAUGUAGAUACAUUAGAUCACGUUAGAUACUUAAUUUAUAUUUUUUCAAUUUAUUUUAUUACGUUUUUAUAUAAAUUCAUAAGUUCGGUUAAUGUUUCCUCCGGAUAUGAAUGGCCACGCUCCGUCCGAAAAGCGCCGCACUAGGUACGCUCGAUCGUCAACAGUCAGUGUCACCCAAAUGUUAUCAGAUUCUUGUUCUAGUCUUAUUAACCGUAUAACCGGACGAUCUCGUGGUCCAUCCGAGUGUAUCCGUAAACCUGAACUCAAACCUGUCGAAACGUCACGAAAUCAUAAUAUUCCUUCGUCGUCGUCAUCUUCUUCCUAUCUUCCAAGCCCAUUUCAUUCAUCUGGAUAUUCUGUACGUAAUGAAGAUCGUUAUUUAUCCGCCUUAGAUGCCCAUCGUUACCGAAGACAACAGAGGCCUCUCACCAAAAGUGCUACUACAGUUUUGUUAUCAGAAAAAGCUUAUCCGUUUGUUCAUCAAACACCACGCGAAAAAACCCCGUAUCGUCGCCAUAAACCUAACGUACUUUUAUCCAUACGACCAUUAAAACGGUCUCCUACAACUAUCACUGCUACAGUACAUACACCUGAACCUAUAGUACAAACUGUAGACCCUGUGAUAACGGAGCGUGAAGCCAGGCGUAAGGAGAUACAGACAUUGAUUAUGAAAUAUUCAGCCUUGGACAAUGACGAGGAAAAUGAUGAUACUCCUAGUGUUUUGACUAAGUGCCAACAAAAGUAUUCUUCCAUUCUUACCUCUUCUGUGAGCAGCGGCCAGCGAGCAAGAAGUCCAGUCAUUGUGGAUGACGAAGAGGGACAUCUGAUAUACAAAAAUGGAGACAAUCUGGCCGAUAGAUAUCAAAUCAUCCAAACCCUUGGUGAAGGUACUUUUGGAAAGGUAGUGAGUGCCAAAUGUCUGAAAAACCGUGAUGAAAUAGCUGCAGUUAAAAUAAUAAAAAAUGUUGAAAAAUAUCGAGAAGCGGCUCGUUUAGAAAUUAAUGCAUUAGAAAAACUAAACACCAAGGAUCCAGAAAGUAAAAAUCUUUGUGUUAGAAUGAUUGAUAAUUUUGAAUUUGGAGGACAUGUCUGCAUUGGAUUUGAAUUGUUGGGAUUAAGUGUUUUUGACUUUUUGAAAGAAAAUAACUAUCAACCAUACACAGUUGACCAAGUGCGACAUAUAUCUUACCAACUAUGUUAUGCUGUCAGAUUUUUACAUCGCAAUAAAUUGACACAUACUGAUCUGAAACCAGAAAAUAUACUUUUUGUCAAGUCCGAAUAUGAUACACAAUAUAAUCAAAAAAAGCGUGCGUAUAAAAUGAUAAAAGAUACCGAAGUACGAUUAAUUGAUUUUGGUAGUGCCACUUUUGAUGAUGAACACCAUAGUACAGUUGUAUCAACAAGACAUUAUAGAGCACCUGAAGUUAUUUUAGAACUUGGGUGGGCUCAACCGUGUGAUGUAUGGUCUAUUGGUUGCAUUAUUUUUGAACUUUAUUUGGGUAUUACAUUGUUCCAAACACAUGACAACCGUGAACACCUUGCAAUGAUGGAGCGAAUUCUUGGCUCAAUACCUUACAAGAUGGCCAGAAGAAGUAAAACAAAAUAUUUCUAUCAUAGCAAAUUAGAUUGGGACCAAUCCAGCUCUGCUGGAAGAUAUGUUAGAGAAAAUUGCAAACCCUUAAAGAGAUACAUGAGCUCUGAAGAGGAAGACCACAAGUUAUUGUUCGAUUUGAUCUCUCAAUUACUCAAGUAUGAGCCAACUCAACGCAUGACCAUGGAGGAAGCCUUAGACCACCAAUUUUUUUAUAAACUACCUGCUCAUCAAAGACUUCAUGAUAAAGAAGAAAGAUCACAUUCACUGUCAAGAUGAAAAUGUCGUAAUAGCCGUGGUCGCUAAACAUGCUCCUCUGGCUAAAGUGUCUCUUAUUAUUGAGAUAAUAAUUGUUGUUUUUUAUUUUUAACUGCCCUAGUUAAGUUUACCUUAACUAGGAUAAGAUAAUGAAAACGAUAUAUACAUAAUUUGUAUAUAGUUACUUUUGUAAUCAUUUGCAUUAAGUGUUAGUAGAUUUAUGAAGUUUAACUUAAGAUAUUUUUCCCUCCCACGAAUAGAAAUAUUUUUAAUGUGUUCUCAAUGUAUUCAAAAUUCUAUAUUCAUAAUUAUAUGUGUAUACAGGUAACCUAGAAAAAUUAUAAAAGUUUUAUACAUA